Molecule: messenger RNA, 3452 nt
Organism: Terrapene triunguis (Three-toed box turtle)
Lineage: Eukaryota; Metazoa; Chordata; Testudines; Emydidae
Gene: UBTF
Product: upstream binding transcription factor
Exons: 21
Coding region: 549-2825 (758 amino acids)
Source: RefSeq, a predicted model, not a curated record
UUCCUCCCUUCUCGUUCCCUGUCUCUCCUUUUCCCUCCUCCUCCUCCUCCUCUCUUCUUUUGGCUACAGUGUUGCAAAAGCAAAGAGCAAUAAACACGCACACACACAGAGAGAGGGGAGACAGACAGACACACAGCCCCGUAAGAGCCAGCAGAGAGAGUUAAAAGAGGAGAGGAGAACGGUGUCUCUGACAAUUCCGUUCAGGGAGCAGAUGGAAAAGUGGAGACUUGUGAAGGGCUGUGAGGUUGGCUAAGGAUCCAGGAGCGAAAAGAGCCCGGCUGAUUGGAAGAAAAAAGCAGAGAGAUGGAGGCGGGGGAAGUGCAAUCUCUCUGCGGGGACUGGAGCGAGUCCACGCCCGGGGCCAGCGCUGCAGAGCUGGCCAGCAUUCAACCAGCGCUCCCCAGCUAAAAAGCACCCAAAAAAAGCAGCCCCCAAGUUCCUUCUUCAGCCUGGCUGAUUUGCAGAGUGAAGCUUGGUUGAUUUAAGGUAGAUUGAGAGACAGCAGGAGAGACCCAAAAGGGAUCGCCCUUGGGUCAGACAGGUGGAGAAUGAACGGAGAAGCAGAUUGCCCUACAGACUUGGAAAUGACAGCUCCCAAGAACCAAGACCUUUGGUCCCAGGAGGACAUGCUGACCCUGCUGGAGUGCAUGAAGGGCAACCUGCCCUCCAACGACGGCAGCAAAUUCAAAACCACCGAGUCCCAUCUGGACUGGGACAAAGUGGCCUUCAAGGACUUCUCGGGCGAGAUGUGCAAGAUGAAGUGGAUGGAGAUCUCCACCGAGGUGAGGAAAUUCCGAACGCUGACAGAGCUGAUCAUGGACGCUGAGGAACAUGUAAAGAAUCCUUACAAGGGCAAAAAGCUCAAGAAACACCCCGACUUCCCCAAGAAGCCCCUGACGCCCUACUUCCGCUUCUUCAUGGAGAAGCGAGCCAAAUACGCCAAGCUGCACCCUGAAAUGAGCAACCUGGAUCUGACCAAAAUCCUGUCCAAGAAAUACAAGGAGCUCCCCGAAAAGAAAAAGACGAAAUACAUCCAGGACUUCCAGCGGGAGAAGCAGGAGUUUGAGCGGAACCUGGCAAGAUUCAGGGAAGACCACCCAGAUCUUAUUCAGAACGCCAAGAAGUCGGAUGUCCCUGAGAAACCCAAGACCCCACAGCAGCUGUGGUACAAUCACGAGAAGAAAAUCUACCUGAAAGUGCGUCCGGAUGCCACCACGAAGGAGGUGAAGGACGCCUUGGGCAAGCAGUGGUCUCAACUCUCCGACAAAAAGAGGCUGAAAUGGAUUCAUAAGGCCCUGGAACAGCGAAAGGAGUACGAGGAGAUCAUGCGGGAUUACAUCCAGAAGCACCCGGAGAUGAACCUCGAGGAAGGCGUCACGCGCUCCACCCUCACCAAGGCAGAACGCCAGCUCAAGGACAAGUUCGACGGGCGACCCACCAAGCCCCCUCCGAAUAGCUACUCUCUGUACUGUGCGGAGCUGAUGGCCAACAUGAAGGAUGUCCCCAGCACGGAGCGGAUGGUGUUGUGCAGCCAGCAGUGGAAGCUGCUUUCCCAGAAGGAGAAGGACGCGUACCACAAAAAGUGUGAUCAGAGGAAGAAAGAUUACGAAAUCGAACUCUUUCGCUUCCUGGAGAGCCUGCCCGAGGAGGAACAGCAGCGGGUGCUGGGGGAAGAGAAGAUGCUCGGAGCGAACAAGAAAGGCGCCACCAGCCCAGCUUCCAAAAAGUCAUCGCCAGACACUGGCAAGGCAGGUUCUGAGAAACCCAAACGGCCCAUUUCUGCUAUGUUUAUCUUCUCGGAGGAGAAGCGAAAGCAGCUGCAGGAAGAGCGACCCGAACUUUCCGAGAGCGAACUGACCCGGCUGCUGGCGCGGAUGUGGAACGACCUUUCAGAGAAGAAGAAGGCCAAGUACAAAGCCCGGGAGGCGGCCAUGAAGGCGCAGUCAGAGAAGAAGCACGGCUCCGACAAGGAAGAGCGCGCCAAGCUGCCCGAGUCGCCCAAGACAGCCGAGGAGAUCUGGCAGCAGAGCGUCAUUGGAGACUACCUGGCUCGCUUCAAGAACGACCGGGGGAAGGCGCUGAAGGCCAUGGAGGCCACUUGGAACAACAUGGAGAAGAAGGAGAAGCUGAUGUGGAUAAAGAAGGCGGCGGAGGAUCAGAAGCGCUACGAGAGAGAGCUGAGUGAGAUGAGGGCCCCCCCGUGCUCUGCAAACUCCUCAAAGAAGAUGAAAUUCCAGGGAGAGCCGAAGAAACCCCCCAUGAACGGUUACCAGAAGUUCUCCCAGGAGCUGCUGUCGAACGGCGAGCUCAACCACCUGCCGCUGAAGGAGCGGAUGGUGGAGAUCGGCAGCCGCUGGCAGCGCAUCUCCCAGGGCCAGAAGGACUAUUACAAGAAGAUGGCCGAGGAGCAGCAGAAGCAGUACAAGAUGCACCUGGAAAUCUGGCUCAAGAGCCUGUCGCCGCAGGAGCGAGCGGCCUACAAAGAGCACACCUCAAAUAAGCGCAAGAGCAUGGGGAAGGUGCGGGGGCCGAACCCCAAAAUGAAGCCCGCCAUGCAGAUCAAGUCGGAGUCCGAGGAGGAGGACGACGACGAUGAUGACGAGGAGGAAGAGGAUGACGACGACGAUGACGACGACAACGGGGACUCGUCUGAGGAAGGCGGGGACUCGUCGGAGUCGAGCAGCGAGGAGGAGAGCGAGGAUGGGGAUGAGAAUGAGGACGAUGACGAAGAGGAUGACGACGAAGAGGAAGAUGACAAUGACUCCGAGGGCAGCAGCAGCUCCUCCUCUUCCUCGGGCGAUUCCUCCGACUCGGACUCCAACUGAAACGCCCACAGCGCCACCUUCUUGCCGGACUUUCAGUAAUUCCCCACCCACCCCGACCAGUAAUAUCCCGGCUGGAGAUCUGGGUUGAUGGUUGCAGGGAGGGGGAUGGGAAAAUCACUGUGGCUAAUUUUUUUUCCCCCUCCCUCGUAAAGAAUUUCACACUAAUGGGGUGGGGGGGGGCAGCUGAUAAAAGGCUUUGUUUUAGGGGGGGAUAUUCUGUGUUUUUCCCCAUAGAGUUUGCAUUCGAUCCUUUAUUUUUUGUUUUUUUGAGAGGGAGGGGGAUUUUUACACCUCAAAGCCCCGCAGCUGCCCCCACCCUCCCCUUCAACUUCCAGCUACCCCCUCCGGACUUUAUACAACCCCCUCCCCCCCAAUCCCUUUUAAAACAACAACAAAACAGCGACAAAAAUGUGGCAAGAGGCGCAGAGCGUUGUUCCGGCGGCACGCGAGCCGAGCGGCUCAGGACUCAGCCGUCGGGACGAUCUCCCCCUUUGCCUCUCCAGCCGGAGGAGGGGACGGUCUUGUACAGUCUGACGCUGCACUUAAGAGCUACUGGAACGAACUUACCACGCGGCAUUUCCCUCUGGGGACAGGGGAGAAUUUUUGUGUGUGUGUGUGUGUGUGUUU